Paramecium octaurelia is the source of this 3162-nucleotide messenger RNA. The record is from the annotation of a GenBank genome assembly. NCBI's taxonomy places the organism in Eukaryota, Ciliophora, Oligohymenophorea, Peniculida, Parameciidae.
UUUAUAUGUUUAAUCAAAAUUCAUCCUCAUAAUCUCAAGGAUAAUAGUAGACUCCGAGCAGCUAGAAAGCUAAUGAAGUUUAAACCUAGCAAUUCCCUUCGACCUAAUCAAAUUUUAUUAAGACUGGAUAAAUUCCAACUUAAAAUUCAUAGAGUGCAACACAACAAGGCUAGACAAUACCCACUAACUUUUAGAUUUCCUAAAACCAAGCCUCUUAACUUAAUAAAAUUGGUUAGAAUUUGGUAAACUUUCAUAAUAGAUUUAGCAGAAUCCCGUAAAUUUCCCGAUUCCUCAAAUUUAAUAGGUAGUUCAACAAGCUUCAAUCCAAAACGUUUAGUCCAAUUUGAACAAUCCACAAUUCCCAUAACCCCCACAGACAAAGUCAAUGGUGAAUCCAUAAUUACAACAUCAAAAUUAAGCUCAAAUUCACAUAUGUAUAAUUCUAUUAAAAUAUUUGUUUAGAGUAAUAACCUCUAUUGGAGUUCUAACCAGUUCAAAAUGUGUAAAAUAAUGAAUUAAGUAAUUAAAAUAAUAGUAUCUUAUUCUAGAAUUGAAGAAGGAUCACUUAGACCAAUUAGAAAGGAAAUCUGAAGAACUUUUAAGAUACAUAGAAGAUAUGAAUCUAAAAACUAGUAGCUUGAACCAAUAGAGAUAGUAAGUUUUAGGGAGAAUACAAAAUCUCAAAAAAGAGAUUGAUGCAGAGGAAGCAAAGAGGAAAACACUAACUCAAUAACUAGAAAAUUAAUAAUAGACUUUAAAUUCUCAACAGUCAGAAUUAAAAGUUCAAUUUGAUGAGAUAUAAAUGGAGAGGAAUGAAUUGUAAACGUAACUGGGUAUGGAAGUUUAAAGGAUCAAUCAGUUGACUUAAGAAUUUAGAGAAACAGUCAGAAGCACAAAUUCUGACUCUAGCAAAUAAAUAUAAUAAAGGCUUGAUUAAUUAUACGAAUAGAAUCGAAAAUUGAAAGACGAAUUAGAAUUACAACAAGAAAGCUAAUUAAGUAACUAAAAUAAAGAACAUUAAAUAUUGAGAUUAUAAGAAAUUAUUGAAAGCAAAGAACGAUAUAAAAAGCAGGUUGAUUAAGAAUCCAAAGUAAUUCAAGAAGAAAUUGAUUAGUAUGAGUCUCAAAUACAAAUGAGAGAUCAAAAUAUCAAUCAGUUGAGCUUCGAUUUAAAAUAAGAAGAGAAAAAACUCAAAACCUUGAUUUAAUAGGUUGAUUCCAUGAAAGAAUAGAUUAAACUCAAUGAUGAUAGAAUUCGUCUGAAGAGUUAACAAAUUUCCUAAUUAGAAGAGAAAGCCUUGUCAGUCUUUAGAAAUCCUGGUAAUAGAUAGUAGAUAAACGAACUAAAAUAAGAAGUUGAACAUAAAGAUUAGAUGUAUGAUUUAGAAAUAAGGAAAAAGCAAGAUAAUAUUACACAAUCAAAAAUAGCGUUGGGCAACAAUAAAAAAUAAUAAAAAGAAUAUGAAGAAGCUCAAAGACAACUUAAAAUAAAGCAAGGAAAGGAAUUGCAAAUGAAGUUUAAAGAGAACUUUGGUUAACUUGAAGUUUGCUUUUUAAUAGAUUCAACAGCGUAACUAAUUUCAAUUUAUUUUUAGAUCAAUGGAGCCUUACAAGAGAUAAGCUUAACUUUGUGUUAAAGGAAGUGUGAAGGCAAUCAAAGUAUUAACAUAGAGAGACACAAGUUGGUCUACUGUAUGUUACGUCGAUACAGACAUCUUACCAAGGUUGGGAGGUAAGUAUAAAUAGUUUGGGUUCACAAAAGAAUCAGAAGAAUUAGAAAGGUUUAUUGAAUAAGUCUAAUGUACUGCUAAUAGAGAUUUGCCAGAAGAUGUAGAAGGAGGUAUGAAAUAAAUGUUGGAUAAUAUACCCUGGUAAACUAGAUUUAGGCUAGCUAUUUUAAUUUGUGAUUGCCCAUGUCAUGGAACUAAAUUCCAUAAUUAUGGUAGAAAUGGGGAUUACUAACCAGACGCUGAUUUCACUCCAACUAUUGAAAGAAUGAUUUAGUAGGAAAUAUUCUUUAUAGGAAUUAUAUUCACCAAACAUACAAUCAAGAUGUAUGAGGAAAUUAUGAAAAUAUAUCAGAGACACGGAAAAGAAGAAUAUUUUAUAUUAUCAGAUUUAAGUAAUAUUUCGUAAGACUUAUAAUAUGAAAAAUUAACCGAAGUCUUAACCUUUGCAUCUUCAUAAGCGACAUAAACAAACGUGAAAACUACAAGAACCUUUAACCAAGCAAAUGCUAUUUUAAAAAAUGAAGAAAGCAAAAAUUCCCCUGCUAGUCCAGUUGAAGCCCUUUGCAAAGUCGAUCUCAAGCAGGGCCUAAAUGCAGACAAUGCAGUAAGAGAGACCUUUAAGGUCUUUAGACUUUAGAUGAAAGAAGAAUCUUUCUAAGAGAAAAUGAAAGCUAUUUAGAAUAUUGGAGUUAAUGAUUUCUCAUUGAUUGAGGAAAAUGACUGGGAUUGCUUGAGAUCAAAAAAUGCAUUUGCAAAAGGAGCAAUGAAAGCAGCCUUUUUGAUGAUUAAAUCUAAAAAUAUGGGUUCUAAGAAUGAAUUCUACGUAUGUAAGACUCCUCUGAAUAUGCAACCCUAUCCAAAUAAAGAAAGUGCUAUUAAAGAGUGCAUACUGCAUUUAGUGAGUUAGAAGUGGUUGAGAAAAUAUUACAAGGAUUUGGAUGAAGUAGCCUCAUCGACAAAAUAGCAAUAUCCACAAAUCAGUUACUCAGAUAUUCUCCUGCUCCAAGAUGCAAACAGUACAUUUAUUUAUUAUAAUAGAAAAAUUUUGGUUGGCUGAAAGAUUCUUUGAAGGUAAUUUUAUUAAAUAUAAUAACAAUUGGGGUUUUGUGAAUAGUUCAACAGAUGAUAUUAAUAAAUUAGCUCAAUGCUUUUCUUAUUAUACAUACUUCAAAAGUGAUUAUCAAUAUUUGAUUUGUGAUAUUCAAGGAGUUGGUACUUGUUUGACAGAUCCUGCAAUUUGUACUAAAAAUAGUAUUAUUGUAAUUCUAUUAUUUAAGAUCACAAAAUUGAUCCAACUGAUAUGGGCGAGGAAGGAAUAGGAAGAUAUGUAGUGUCAUUUGGAGCUGUUAAGAAUAGUUGCACAAAUAUAUUAAAGGCAUUAAAAAUAGAAAUAUGAAUUAAAUAAUAAGAUAAAAUAUUUUCUAUUAAUGAAG